Messenger RNA from Alosa sapidissima (American shad), 4447 nucleotides. RefSeq lists its product as uncharacterized. The coding region runs from base 1225 to 3636 and encodes 803 amino acids. The record is from RefSeq and is a predicted model, not a curated record. Gene Ontology annotation, molecular function: guanyl-nucleotide exchange factor activity. The transcript has 16 exons. Lineage: Eukaryota; Metazoa; Chordata; Actinopteri; Clupeiformes; Clupeidae.
GUACCGCGCUAUCUCUAGGCCCUUCUGUCGGGGGGAACACACGGGCCGAUCUCCAGGCCUUUCUCUAUUUAGAUCAUUUUGCAGGGACACAGAUGGUGAUGCGCAUUGGAAACUGUCUGUAACUAAACUGUGGCUGGUUUGAUACUCAUCAAUUAUAUGUUUAUUAUAUUAUAUUGUACCAACAAUGUGCCAGGAGUGUUACACAAAUAUGAAUUAUUGAUACACUUUUUGUUCGUAUGCUGAUAGAGAAAGAUAUCAUGGUGAAACAGGUGCCGUUGAGGCACCAAAUGAUUGUAGCAAUGAUUUAUGGGUGCUGCAGAAGUUGCCCAUGAGAAUAUACCGUUUUGUUUCUCUCUGGAUAAGGCAGAAAAUUGAGGCAGAAUUUGUGCAAUUUUCCCUCAUUUGUAAAUCUUGUAGUUUCCUGUCACUUCACAGCCAAACAAUGACUUGAUAACUCAGUGUUCAGCUUCACCAUGGUGUGUUAUGUGUGCGAAACCCAAUCCGACCCAUCUUACAGCUGGGGGUAAGAGAUCUCAUUCAGGGGAGAAAACAGAACACAAAGCAGCCCAGUGUGAGAAUGCUGAUUAUUCAUGGUCAAUAGGGAUUUGGAGAAAAGAAAACAGGGUGAUAGACAGGCACUCCUUACCAUGGCCUGCACUCACUGAUAGCUUCAUGCAUUUGAACUGGUAUGGCCUUUUGUUGGCAUGUCCAAGGUCACUAGGCCUUUGCCUAACUGACGGCCUCAAAUCAGGGACCCUAACCAUCAGUUUACUUAAAAAUGAUGUUGCUCCUUUUAAAUGUUUGAAUAAAAUGUAUGCUGCUGUACAACCUUACAACUAAUCUCGGGAACACUUUGCACUUUGGAUGGAAUCCUGUCAUAGUUGUAAAAAGGUGGUCUUGGUCAGUUUAAAUCAGUUUAAACUUUAAAUCAGUUUUUAUUGGAAGUUUACUAUAGCGAUAGAAUACAAGGGCAGGUUAAGACUGUUUCCAGAUCAGUAGCUAGUCUUCUGUUGCAAUGCCUCGUGAGCGUUGUGGACCUUUGGCUCCAUGCCUGUUUCAUAGGUCUGUUUUCUCAGUGUGAGAUCAAGCACAGAUGCAAUGACUGCAAACAGAUUAAUCUGUUCCAUAAGGGCUUCUGUGUGUGCACACACGCUCAAGUCUGUGUGAGCUGAACAAGCACGAUAUGUGGAUUUAUUUGCCACAUUUCUGUAGAAAAUUGUUGCAAUGCGAGUGCAGUGCUGCAGAGAGACCCUUGGUGCCGCUCUCCUUCCCAGUGCGAGAGAGCAGGCGAGCAUGAAGUCCCACGAGGGAGAGCUGGUGAGGGAGAUCUCCAAGCUGCAAGGCAUCGUGGCGGAGCUGAAGGCUGGCUUCUCGCGGGCGCUGCUGGAGCUCAGCCACAUCCAGCACGGGGACAGCCGACUGCAGAGCCAGCUGCAGGAGACCCAGAGCUGCUGCCACAAGCGUGCCCUGCACCUGGAGGCUCUGGUGCAGUCUCUGAGGGAAGAGCUAGGGGAGGUUCGUGCUCAAAUUAGGCUACUAUGUGGUGAUCGCUUCAAACCAGACCAGGAGUCUAAGAUGCCACAGUCUGCAGAGGCCUGUGCCCAGGGGUCAGGGGUCCCACAGGGAGACAGUGAGACUGGGCACAGCUCAAACAUGUGCCAACGUGAGAAUGGAGGGUGCCCGUGCCAGUGUAGUGGGAGCUCCGCCACGGUGGCCCCCAGUGCAACUCUGAAGGCAGGGCUGCUGCUGCACUGCUACCUGCAGGGUCUCCGAGCAGGGCAGUGCCAGGGCACAGAUGGUACAGUGUUUUUUUUCUCUUCAGAUAGUACAGUGAAUUGUCAAGUUGUGCCCAUGUGUGUGAGGGUUCCGCAAGCUGUGAUUGGUCCAUGGGCAGGAGAGGUGCCACGCCCCUGCUCUCUUGAGGGUAGGAGGCAGCAGGUAAUGGUGCAGUUGCUUCAGUCUGAGUGGGAGUACGUGUCCAGCCUGGGUCAACUCUAUGACAAAUACAAGUCCCCACCUCAACAGGCCAACGACGUGGAGCCACAUAAGGUAUUUCUGAGACAUGUGGAGCAGUUGCUGCAGCGCCACCUAGUGUUCAGAAACGCUCUGGAGGAGAGACUGGCUGCUGAUCAGUGGAGGUGUCUGGUGGGGGAUGUGUUCAGCAAACUCACAGGCCAAGGCGAGGGGGGGUUUUCUGAAGCGUAUCUGGGCUAUGUGUCCACUCUGCCAACCAUCCUCAAUGCAGAGAUCAGCAAAGUGCAGCUGGCAGCAAAGACACACAACACACAGGAUGGCCAGGAGAAGAAGGAGGGGUCAGGGCUCAUCUCAUUACUGUUCUCACCUGUCUCCAGGAUCCAUAGCUACUUAAGCAUCAUACAGAGCCUCCUCGACUGGACAGGGGGUGACCAUCCUGAUCGCCAUCUGCUUGAGGACACCCAAAGAAUUCUGGGACACAUCCGUUCCCGUGGCCACGCGAUGCUGGAACAAGAUGUGCAAUCAGAGGAAAGGCCGGCUGUAGUCACAGGUUUACGGUGUGAGAUUCCAAGUCCUGACUGCCCUCCAUCAGCCUUCAGCAAAUACUCGCCCAACUCCAGGGACACUCUGACGCGCUCGCAGACUCACCGCCAGGACACCCAGCCUGCCAACUCCCAUCCAUCCAGCAUAUGCCAUCCUGUACCCAGCUCUGCCAGCUGGAACCAUGUAGCCCCGUCGCUGGGCUGCGGUACUUGGAGCUUGCCACCUGAUGCCACUCCGGUGCGGGUCCCAGGGCCCAGGGAGAGACCAGGUGACGUGCGCUUCCUCCUUUACCCUUCUGACCCAGGAGGGGGCGCCGCCACAGACAGUGAUCCCGGACAGGGCACCUCCUCACAGCCACUGGGGAAGAGAAUGUACAACUCCGAGGUCUAUCACAUCAACAGGCCUGUGGUGGACUUUGAGACGGACCCGGAGGAGCUGGGCGAGGCAUCAGUCUUCGACUACUCCUCUGUGACGACCUGCAGCCCUGACGACACGCUGGAGCUCCACGGCAACGGCCUGGAGCGUAGCAACGGCACCGAGGAGAGCCGAGGCGAGGAGGAGGAAGAGGAGGAGGAGGAGGAGGAAGAUGAGGAGGACAGCCAGAUCCCUGUGCUGCUGAAGCCGUCCUACACGCUCCCACGCCUGAAGCCGUCCAGCCAGAGACCCCCGCUAUCCCCGAGGCUGGUGCACCGGGAUGGGGCCGUGUGCACCCGGUGGCAGAUCCCCCGUGCCGCCCCCAACCCCCCGACACACACGCAGGCGCACGCGCACAUACACACGCAGAUGCAGGCGGGCGGACAGGUGUGUGUGGCGGCAGGCCCUGGUGGGGAGAGGAGGGAGAGGCGCAUGAAGCUGCAGCGGCAACCUUCCAGAGCAUUCCGUCCCAUCUGGGACCAGCCCUAUAGGCAGGGAGAUGAGACACCUGACAGGGACCAAUCACAAGCCCACAGAGGAGUGACAUCACAGGGGCAUUCAGGUUCCAACCCACAGAAGGACAGAGAUGGAGUGAGGUCCUCGCUGUAUGGUGGUGGGGGCAGAGGCAGUCCCGUUGGUCCGCUGGGAAAUCGAAAUGUUUGGAACGAGAGCGAGGACAGCGAAGGUCCUUGCAGCACCGUCUAACACGCACACGCACACAGAGCCAGUCAUCAUGAUUCAUCCUAUUCCUUCAAUGCCUUUUGUUUUGUGUGGACACCCCUGACAUCUUAAACGAGUUUAGAGAUUAUUCAGGGACAGUUGGAUCCUAUUUGGACCCCACAGUCCUGCCUCAUAAUUCAACAAUAUGAAUUUUAGCCAUUGGCAAAACAAGUUCUGAUAAAAAUGGUGUAAUAUGUGAGUGCUCUACUCUCGGCUGUAGAAAUAGUGAAGGGACAAUGCUGGACAACAGGCCCUGUAUUGGGUACAAUUCUUCUGUUUUUCACUACAUCCUGACUGUAGUAGUUACCUGUAUGACUGCUCCAUGUCACUCACCCAGUGUCAGGGUUUCAAGUUGAGUUUGAGUUUUAAAGGUACAGUCCUUGAUUCUGGUUAAAUACACCCCUCCCUUCAGUCCUGAUGAAGCAAUGUUUUUGAUUAGCUGGAAUAGUGUAUUGGUUGAUAUAAGCCACAUUAUUUCCCAUUCAUAGAGAGGACUAUGAACAGAGUUUUUUGAGCACACAAACAAAAGACAGCUAGGGGAGGGUGAUUCCAUGUAUUAGAUUAUAAUCAAGGACUGUGUCUUUAAGCUCCCUGGUUGUAUGUCCUGGCUCUGUGAUGCAGUGCAACAGAUAAUAUGACUGUGCUUAUAUGAGAUUUACAGCUAAUCUCACAAAACCAUCUUGGGCACACACAGACACACUCUCCCUCUCUCUCUCUCACACACACACACACAGACACCUCUCCUGCAUGGGGAUAGAACUCAGAGAUGUAUAGAAUGUAUAAAAUAACAAUUAAG